CGCAAGUGUUAAGUCAGAUGCAGAAUGGCCAGAGACCGCGUUAUGCCCAAGACUCGCUUAAUCAGGCGCUGGAGUACAGUGCGAUCCUUCCCGUACGGGAGUCUUACAGCAACGCCACUGAUACUAAGAAAUGUUAAAGUGAAUAUUAGCCGGCGGAGGAAUCCUCCUAUCGGUAUGCACAUGUGCCGCAUCAUUGGUCAUUGUUUCGACUAGUCAAGUGGAAAGUCAAAGCGCUGGGAUGGUCAGCUACGUGAAAGUUCCCAGAUGGCUUUCACUCUCCUAGUGUACCUAUGAAGAAUGUCUGCAAAGCUACAUGACUUCUUUGAAAAAUUCAGGCGCGGUGCAUACGCUCCUUUGAACACCAAUGUUGGUCCUGACGAAGCGGGCGGGUUUGCAUACCGGGCCAAUAGUGCAAUGGAAGAGAUGCACAAUGUAGCCAGAGGCAGCUUGAGAACGUUCCUUAAGCCAGCCCUCCAGAUCUUUGUGGUUAUUGCACUCAUGGUCGGAUCCUACAUCUUCGGCAGCUAUUCUUCGGGUCAACAAAGCACUUCUACUGGCUUUGUUCCGACAAUUCCACUCAAAGUCGAUCCAGGCGUCUUCAGUGACGACCAUAGCUGGAUCGGGCCCGGCAAAGAGUCAGACAUCCUCUGGGCCAAAGAAUACCAGGUCAUGUCUGACAAUAAGUUCAUCAAGAUCGACAAGCCUGAGAACUAUGGUAUACCACCAGGACAACAAGAUUCGCAUGGUGUCAACUUCUACUCCAUCAGCGUAUAUCACCAACUCCACUGUCUGUCUCUGUUCAGAGCACUUGUCUACGACGAGUCCCUGUCGCACAAUGACGGCGAUCAUAGAAGAGCAUUGAGCCAGAACAGAACAUGGGCAGAUUGGUAUCAUCUGGGUCACUGUUUCAAUUAUCUGAGACAGGCAAUACGGUGUACGGUGGAUACUACUUUGGAGUUUCCGCCCGGUAAUCACACCGCAAAGGAACACAUGGCCACGAGAACAGGCAAUAGACAGUGCAGAGAUAUCAGUGUUUUGGAUGAGUUUGUUGAGCAGAAUAGAUGGAUUGGACCCUGACACACGUUCAAAUCCGGGCAUGCCAAACAAUAGUCUAUAGGAUCUACGGCCAAUGCGUGACAAUACACAUUAAGGGAGUUAAAAUCGGAAUGUGAUCAAAAUCGCGGAUAUCGUUAGUCUUGGUACGCAUAAUCCUGC
Paraphaeosphaeria sporulosa is the source of this 1215-nucleotide messenger RNA. RefSeq lists its product as uncharacterized. The transcript is spliced from 3 exons. The coding region runs from base 298 to 1077 and encodes 259 amino acids. Gene Ontology annotation, biological process: mycotoxin biosynthetic process. The record is from RefSeq and is a predicted model, not a curated record. NCBI's taxonomy places the organism in Eukaryota, Fungi, Ascomycota, Dothideomycetes, Pleosporales, Didymosphaeriaceae.